UGGAAAGAAAUGAACCAUUACUUGACUAUAAAAAUUAUGAGAAAAUCAAUUAUACGCGCUCAAAAAGAAUUGAAAAACGCAUAUCAUUAGCUGAUUGUACCGAGGUUUCAUUUAAAGAAUUUUCAAAUACCAAUGCUGCUGUUCCUUCAAAAACCAAUAAUGAGCAAGCUCAUAACAAUGAAGAAAAUAACAGUGAUGUUAAAAAGAAAAGUGUUUCUUAUGAUGCUAAGUGUGAAGUCUAUAGCGUUGGGGCAUUAUUGUGGGAAAUUGCUGAAUUGAAAAAACCUCAUUCGGAUCUUGAUAAAUCAGAAUUACUUGGUAGUAUUAGAAAACGCGUAAGAGAAAGAAUUAUCGAACCGUUUUCAGAUGAUGUACCUCCAAUGGAAAAUUUACCAACGUGGCGCCCUAACAUAUCUGAUAUUUGUCGUGAUUUUUACAAAUUAAAUGAAAAUUAUUCUGAGAUCUUUUUCCAGUAUAAUAAUGGAUUUGAGAAUCCAGAGGACCAUAACCGAAAUGAAAAAUCAUCAUCACCCGUAACUAUUAAUAUUCUAUCUGUGAACGACGCAAUUCGUGAGCACAAAUCUAAUGAUGGAAAUAGAAAAAUAGCAUGGGAUAGUUUCAAAUAUCAUUCAUCAACCAAUAUUGAAGCGAAAUAUUGGCUAGGGUAUUAUUAUUAUCAUCAUGGUGAGGAUAUUCCUGAAUUAAAACAAAUUAAUACAAAAGAGAGAAUUAAUAUGGCU
Messenger RNA from Funneliformis mosseae, 740 nucleotides. The record is from the annotation of a GenBank genome assembly. NCBI's taxonomy places the organism in Eukaryota, Fungi, Glomeromycota, Glomeromycetes, Glomerales, Glomeraceae.